Purpureocillium lilacinum is the source of this 573-nucleotide messenger RNA. RefSeq lists its product as uncharacterized. The record is from RefSeq and is a predicted model, not a curated record. NCBI's taxonomy places the organism in Eukaryota, Fungi, Ascomycota, Sordariomycetes, Hypocreales, Ophiocordycipitaceae. Gene Ontology annotation, cellular component: cytosol. Gene Ontology annotation, molecular function: zinc ion binding; cytidine deaminase activity.
AUGCCCAGCCCCAUGCUCCGCUCCGCGUCGUCCAACGCGGCCGUCUCCUCGACGUGCAAGAGCCACGGCCUCACGCAGCGCGAGUUCCGGCAGCUGCGCGACAGCGCCGUCGCGGCAAAGGACACGGCCUACUGCCCCUACAGCAAGUUUCGCGUCGGCGCCGCGCUGCUCGGCCCUAAGAAUCGCGACGGCGAUGAGGAUGAGGAGGAGGAUGAGCACGAGAAUGGGGAGGAGGACGAGGAGGACAAGAUUGUCACGGGCGCCAACGUCGAAAACGCAAGCUACCCCGUGGGGACGUGCGCGGAGCGCGUCGCGCUCGGCAAUGCCGUCACGAGGCCCGGCUGGAGGAGGCACGCGAGGGGCGGGUUCAGGGCGCUGGCUGUGGCGACGGAUGUGAGCCCGCCGGCGAGCCCGUGCGGCAUGUGCCGGCAGUUCAUCCGCGAGUUUUGCAGCAUGGAGAUGCCCGUCAUCAUGUUUGACAAGAAGGACCAGUACCUCGUCCUCACCGUCGAGCAGCUGCUGCCCUCGUCGUUUGGGCCCAACGACCUGCCGCCGCCGGACAAUGCCGAGUAG